Molecule: messenger RNA, 3223 nt
Organism: Cannabis sativa
Lineage: Eukaryota; Viridiplantae; Streptophyta; Magnoliopsida; Rosales; Cannabaceae
Exons: 1
Coding region: 1160-2830 (556 amino acids)
Source: RefSeq, a predicted model, not a curated record
GGGAUUGCAACUACUAGAGAACCAACUAUAAAAUAUCUUCUAAAAACUACUAAGCAACUUACUUACAUUAGUAAUUGUUAAAAAGGAAAAAAAGGUGAGUGUUUUUGAAGGUCAUAUCAUAUCAUAUCAUAUUACAUAAAUAAAUAAAUAUAUACAAAAACCAAAAAUCGAAAAGAAUAACGGCCGGAGAGUGGAACCUUUCACUUGGGUUAGUGAGAGAGAGAGAAAUUCCUUAAUAGCAAGACAAAGGAAGGAAUAGUUAAGGAAAGGCAGUUAGCUUAAGUAGAAGUUCUCUCUCAGCCAUUGGGAUGCUCAUUUGGACAAAAUCUCAGCCGUUGGAUUAAGGAUGGCGUAGUAUACUCAGUUGAGUACACGUGCUGCUCUCUCUCUCUCUCUCUCUCUCUCUCUCUCUCUCUCUCUCUCUCUCUUUUAUCUUUGCUUCCAUGCAUGGAUUUCUCCUCCAAAUAUAGUCAAGUCCUGAAAGAGAGAAAGUAGUGAAAGAGAGAGAAAAAGAAAAAAAAAAGAAGAGAGAAACAAACGCUUGCUCACUCACUUUUAAUUCUCUCUCCUUUUUUUUUUUUGGCUUCGUUCAUCUCCACUUCAUAAUUACUAAACAAAGGUACAACAGAAUUUUUUUCUUCUUUACAUAUUGUUUUCUGCACCAAAUUUGAGCUAAGAGAUAAACAAAGAGGUACUACUUGUAGUAGUAGUAGUAAUACUAGUACUUGUAGCAGUAGUAGUGAAUGAGAAAAGAAGUUAAGUGACAUAUUUUACUAUAACUACUCUUUUUUCUUUUUCAUUUUCUCUCUGCAUCAGAUCUUUUUUUUUGUGCUUCAUAAUUCCAUGAAAUCUGAGAUUGGUUUUGCUCUUUAUAGUCCAAUGAGUAAAGGGUAUCCGUGAUCUGAUUCGGUUUUUCUCUUGAAGCUUUGAGCUUUGCUCUUUCAUAUUCUGAUCUGGGUUCUCUUGUUUUUUUGUUAUUUUUUUCCUUUUUCUUUUCUGAGAUCCUCUGUUUCAUCAGAAUUUCGACUUGUCUUGGUGUAAUGAGAUCAGGGACUCGAAGCAUUGUAGUCUGACUCUGAUCUCUUUAUCUCUCUCUUUGUUCUUUAUCUGUUUGGUAAAUUGUCUUUGAAAACCGAAAAAAAAAACUGUAAUCAAUUCAAUGGAAGAUGGUCGAGAAUUGAAACAUGCCUGUAAAUUCUGCCACAAGAGUUUUCCUUGUGGAAGAUCCUUAGGUGGUCACAUGAGGUCUCACUUGACCAACAAUCAAGCAGAAACUGAUGAGAAGCUCAACAGUAACAGAAGCAAGCUCUCGUCUGUCAACAAUGGAGGAGGUGGAAACAAUACCAAAACCAAUAAACCUGGCUGCUCUGAAACCGGUGGUGGUGGUCCUCAUCACCUUAAUUAUGGCCUUAGAGAGAAUCCUAAGAAGACAUGGAGAAUUUCGGAUUCGAGUACUGAAGAGACACUGGUUUUUGAAAACAAGUCCUGCAAAGAAUGUGGCAAAGGAUUUCAGUCCUGGAAAGCUCUUUUUGGCCACAUGAAACAACACUCGGAGAAAGAAAGAGCUUCUUCCAUUAAUAAUAACAAUAACAGUUUUAAUUUGGAGGAACAAGAUUCAUGGACUAGUGGUGACCAGAAGCAGCUGCUGGCCAUGGAUAGCCAAUCUGAUAAUGAAACCACAGCUACUCAUCCCAAUAGGAAAAGAAGAUCUCAGAGAAGAACAAGGUACAUGGGAACAACCAACUCUUCUUCUUUCUCUGUUGUUAACAAUGGUUCUUCUUCUGUUUCUGAGAUUGAACAAGAACAAGAGGAAGUGGCUAUGUGUUUAAUGAUGCUGUCAAGGGAUGUAAACAAUAACCAUUGGGUGGGGGGCUUCAAAUCAGUAGCUGAGUCCUCUGACAACUUUUCUGAAUCCUCAAAAUCUCCAUCUUCUAGAACUGUUUGCAAGACUCCUGCUACUAAUGGCUCUGAGGUUCGGAAAUCGAGGAAACGCAAUGCCAGGACCAGUGAGCCAGCCAAGAUGGAUUCUGGGGUUAUGAAAUCUUGUUCUAGGAUGAAUGCGAGUGAAGUUAAAGACAAGAUCAAGAUGAAGCUUAAGAGUGAUGAGACUGAGUUAGCUCAAUUGGGUUCCAAGAAGUACUUGAAUUCAACCAAGAGAAGUCUUAAUUUCGAUCAUUAUGAUCCUAACUUGAGAGUAGAUUCUUUGAAAAAGUUAAGUCCUGAUGUUUCAGAUCCUGAGAUGUUUAAGAUUUCUCAUAAGAGGAGUAAAUUUGAGUGUACCACAUGUAACAAAGUCUUUUAUUCUUACCAAGCUCUUGGAGGUCAUAGAGCUAGCCAUAAGAAGAGUAAAGGUUGCUUUGCUUCAAUCAUUGAUAGCUGUGAAAACAGCAUUGAAACUGAUAAUAUCUCUCCAGAACCAACAGCAGAAGAUGAUCAUGAUCAUGAUCAUGAUGACAAGAGCCUUAUUGAUGAUCACCAUAAUAUGCCUGCUGGUGAUGAUAAAAAAGCCCAGAGAGAAGUAGUUGAGAAAAUUAAAGUGUCCAAGAAGAGUAGUAAAGGUCAUGAAUGCCCAAUUUGCUUCAAGGUGUUUUCCUCAGGCCAAGCCUUGGGUGGUCACAAGAGAUCCCACUUGAUCAAUAGUUCUUCAGAUGCCAAAAGCAGCCAAACCAUUGUGAUCAAAAAGCCAAUUCCGGGUAUCCGGGACUUCCUUGAUUUGAAUCUUCCUGCUCCUGAUGAAGAAGACAGCAAUGGACAUGUUGCCUCCCUAAAGCCAUGGUGGGGUGGAAGCAGCCACAAACAUGAGGCUUUUGUGGGUCUAAUAUCAAACUGAGUUUGUCCCCUUUUUUGGUCCCUCCCAUGGAUUUUCAAUAAAAAUAAAAAGAAAAAAAAGAGGUUCAAAACAGUGUACAGACAUACUAUUUCUGGACAUUAUUUCAUUGAUUCUUUUGCAGAUUCAACAACUAGCUGAGGUGCUGCUUCUCAUAGCCUUCAAUUAGGCCAUUGUCAACUUUCAUAUCACAAGUUUUUUUUAUCUUUCUUUCUUUUUUUUGCUGGUUAUUAUACUUGUAAACACCCAGUAAAAGAAUUCAUUCUCAGUAGUUUUUGUUUCAUUUUGAAACUUGAAAAACACUGUAGCAGCACAAUUGAUAUUCUUUUUAUCAGAAAGAUGUACUUUCUUUUACAAUACAUACAGAAAAGUGAUCUGUUGGUUUUUGUAGGCUAA